AUGAGGUUAGUUAGAUUUAAUGUUAUUUUUAACACUAAAGCAAAUUGCGACAAACACUUUGAAUGGUUAAAAAGUCAGUACAAUAGAAUCAUUGGAAAGUCAACACAAAGCAUUUUAUCGGUUGAAGAUAAAAAUUAUGUAAAUGAAUUUUCUAUCGAUAAUGUUCGAGGAUAUACUGGCUUUUUUACUCAUGAUUUUGCUAACAAAUUACUGAAAAGAGAUGAAGUUGAUAUAGUGGAAGAAGAUAGUAUAGUGCACAUUAGUCACGUGGUUCCACGUAAAAUCCAGAACAACGUUAUCUCAAAUUUAGAUCGUAUAGAUCAAGCAAAUUCUGUUUUAAAUGAAAAAUAUUUAUUUCCUGAUUCAGCAGGAGAAGGUGUAAAUGUUUUUAUUGUGGAUACUGGCAUUCGUAAGGAUCACAUAGAAUUUGAAGGACGUGCUAAAUCUGGGGGAACUUUUUGCGCUAAAUGUGAAGGUGAUGAUGAUCUAAAUGGACACGGAACAAGUGUUGCUGGAAUUGUAGGUGGUAAAACAUUCGGCGUCGCAAAAAAAGUAACCCUUAUUGCUGUAAAAGCGCUCAAUGAUUCUGGUUCGGCUAGCAAUUCGGAAAUCGUAAAUGCAUUAACGUUUAUUCUAGAAACCCAUAAAAAGUCAAAAAACAAGAAUUCUGUAGUCAACAUGUCUCUUGGGGGCAAAAAAUCACGCGUAAUUAAUAAAACAGUAAAAAAGCUCACAGAUGCAGGAAUUCAUGUUGUUGUGGCAGCAGGAAACGAAGCCGAUGAUGCAUGUAAAUCAUCACCAUCAUCCGAACUAUCAGCAAUAACUGUUGGUGCGAUAAAUAUUGACCGUAGAGAUACCAAAAAGAAUCAAAUCGCAUUAUUCUCCAACUUUGGAAAAUGUGUUGAUAUUUUUGCGCCAGGCAUCUUUAUUGUUGCAGCAGGUUCUAUUUCUAAAUCAGAUAUUAGUGCGUUUACAGGAACCUCUCAAGCAACACCUCAUGUUGCUGGUACAAUUGCCCUUAUAAUCGCUAAAGACGGUAAUAAAAGUGCAAAAAAAAUGGCCACUACAUUGAAGGAUUUGUCAAUUAAAAAUGCAAUAGAUUUUCUUGGUAAUAAAACUAUUGCUAAAGGUACUCCAAAUAACUUGUUGCGCGUGCCUGCGCCAUAA
This is a messenger RNA of Cetraspora pellucida, 1167 nucleotides long. The record is from the annotation of a GenBank genome assembly. NCBI's taxonomy places the organism in Eukaryota, Fungi, Glomeromycota, Glomeromycetes, Diversisporales, Gigasporaceae.